Molecule: messenger RNA, 1350 nt
Organism: Lactuca sativa (garden lettuce)
Lineage: Eukaryota; Viridiplantae; Streptophyta; Magnoliopsida; Asterales; Asteraceae
Source: RefSeq, a predicted model, not a curated record
AUGAGCAACAUCAAGGCGAUGAGAAUAUUACAAUUUAUUCUUCCUCUGGGUACUUUUCGCCUCGUGAGUGUGUGUACCACUGCCAAGGAGAUAUGGGAUAGGCUAAAGGAACUUUAUUUAAGUGACAUUGAUAUAAAAGACUCAGUGCAAACAUUGCUUCUAUCAGAUUUUGGUGCUUUUUCCCAAAAGGCUGAUGAAAGAAUAGAUCAAACUUUCAAUCGUUUUAAUCAUCUGUUAAGCAUAAUGAUUAAAAACAAUCUCAGGCAUGAAGUUAUUGAGCAAAAAGUCACAUUCAUGAAUGGAUUGAGAUCCGAGUGGAGAGCGAUUGUGUCUACUGUGAAGGCACAUGAACAGUUCAAGAGCUACUCAUUAGCAAAGCUUGUGGGAAUUCUUAGAUCACACAAAGAUGAAGUUACGAAGGAGGUGAAAAUUGUCUUUAGUUUGGGAUCGCUGGCUUUAGUUGCAAAGGGAAAGAAGGAGUCUGAAGAUGAUUCAGAAUCUGAUCUUUCUGAUAGUGAGAUUUCCAAAGAAGACAAGGCUUUGUUUGUUUCAAACCCCAAGAAUAUUUACAAGAAAAUUUUCUCUCGUUUUCGGAAUAAAUACAUACAGGGUGGCAAUUCCAGUUUCGAAAAGGCUAUAGAUGAGGGUUUGAAGAACUCUCAAAGUGAUGAAGAGAAAAUGGAGAAAAAGGUCUUGGGUGAUUCAGGCUACGAUUGCAACUACUGUCAUGGAAAAAACCACUUUCCCAAGGAAUGCAUGCUGAGGAGGAUGAAUGAGAAGAAAGAGUCUGAAAAGGAUGACGCUUACUAUCCUCAGAAGAUAAAGGUGCUUCGGAAGAGGAGCACAUCAAAUGCCAAGUCGAUGUUGAUCGUGCAAGAGGGAAGUGAUGAAGAUGGGCGUGUUGAGAACAGAGAGGAUACACAACAGACGACAGUCAAAACUCUGGAAGCUGUUUCGCAGCAAAGACUGUUACAGAGCAGGUGGCAGAGUGCAAUAAGGUCAUCAACAAGCCAAGCGUUUGUAUUUCAACAUUACUCUACGCCGAAAUAUGACUCAUUGUGCAAUAAAUUGAGUUCGGAAAAUGCUCAUGAUAAUGAGAAUUUUUCUGAAUUUAACGAAAGCGAAAUGAGUGGGAUUUUUGUAGGGGAUGAAGUUGAUUGCUUAGAGUUUGUACAAAAUAAUAUUGAACCAAACAAAAAGUUGAUUUAUGAAAAUUUAUUUGAAUUCAUUCGUCUCGUAGAAAGUAAAGGUUCAAGUGUUUUGAAUGCAAAAGCCACAAUUUUUCCAAAAGUACAAAUUGUUCCGAAUCAAGUUUUCGUAAAAAAUGGACUGGACAAAAAUGAUACAUAA